AUGUCUCAACAGAGCAUCGGCACGACCAAGAUGGCUGGCAACACCCCCAAGUCAGCACCCAAGACGUGGGCCAAAGACUGCGCUGUCCUGGUCGACAACCCCGCGGGCCCCAUCAUCGCGAGCGGCAAAGACCUUGGCAACAACUCCAAGAUCGGCGCGCGUCUGGUCGCCUACCGCGUCGCUGACACCACCCACUGGAUGGGCUUCCAGCUCGCGUUCCCUCUCGCGCAAGACGCCAACGAGGCUUCUGGGUUCGGCGUGCGCUAUAAAUGCAAGUCUCAAGCCCCACCCAUGCGAUUCACCAUGGAUCGCACUGUGGCUGGCGGCAAGGUCCUGCCCUACGACCAGCACCGCAUCACCGUCAAGUUCCCUCGCGGCGCAAUCCACAAGGUAGAGGAUGCCCCGCCAACGGUUCUCGUGCGUUUCCCCAACGCCAAGGCCAAGGAGAAGGGCCUCGCGCUUGUCACCGUCGAGCUCCAGGACAAUGCCGACGUGGUCGUUGACGGAUUCGGACUUCCCUUCGCUAACCCAGCUGACCCCGAGCUCGAGUCAUGGGUCGACAACACCAAGGCGAUCGCAGGCGACUACACCCUCGUCGGCGUCAUCCAGCAGCGCAAGUUCUACUUCCUUGUGGCCUAUGCCACGCGCGAGGUCCAGAAGAACUGGAACCCAGCCCUGCUCCCCGCGCCCUUCAGCUACCCAUACGGCACUGACCACAAAUGGGACAUGGACAAGUACCGGGAGCUCAUCGCGCAGACCAAGAGCCCGCGUGCUUUCCAGCCGGCCUACAGCUUUGAUGAUGACAACUCACACGUCGCUGUGGUGACCCAGGCCGUCGUCCAGGACGUAGUGUGGCUUGACGACGCUGCCAAUGAGAUCGCCGACAUCAAGUUCCCGGCGUACUUCGUCAACAGUGGCCCGCUCGCCGACGAAGACACCCAGAGCUUCUACGUCGUCAUGCCUCUGACGGCCGAGUUCCGCGAGCGUUUCGAUAGUGCCUGGCGUCGCCUGACCAAGGUCGAGUCCUUCCAGCUCACGCUCUUCAGUGACGAGAGCGACGACAAGGCAAAAGCCCACUGGGACUGCAAGAUCGUGAAUCACCCCGACGGUGUCGAAGCCCUCGCAGCGCAUCCCACCGACAAGUACGAACUCGUGCUCUAUAGUUGCGCUUCUCUCGAAUUCGACUCGCGGCUCGACGACUUUGCGAGAAAGGUGGACGCUGCGUGCCUCUUCGUCUCUGGCGCCCCCAAGGCAGACGGCACCGAGCCCGACGAUGACACCAAGGUCAAGAUGGAGCUGCAUCGAGCUCUGCUGCGCGGAACCGGCUUCUACCAAUUCAUGGCCGCCAAGCCCGCCGUCGCCGGUCCUGACGAUGCAUCGACUGCUAUGGGCAAUCUUUCCCUGGGCGACACGGCCCCCGCCGAGCUGCGACAGCUCCCCGUCGUCGAUCUCCUGGGUUCAGACGGGUACGCCGACGCCGUCGUGGAAGAGGCCCUGCCCGCGGACCGUCAACGAUUCCGCGCCUACAUGUCGAAACGCCUGCUGGGACUUGGUAUCAUCACUGCAGGUCCGGGCUUUGGCAAGACGACCGCUGUCGCCGCCGCCGCUGUCGCCAUGUGCAGACAGAUUGGCAGGGUCCUCUGCUCCGGCCCUACCAAUGUGUCGGUCGACAAUCUGGCUUCCCGCGUCGACCAGGUCACCACAAGAGUCGUCGAGCGCUUCAAUGAGGGCAAGCAUCCGGAAGACCCAACCCGCGCCAAGUACAACGUCGUCCUCCGCGGUUUCAGGCCUUUCGACGAGGUCCAAGCCUUCGAGAACCUCCUGCGCAACCCGCAUGACAAGGAGAACGCCGUUCCUCACCGUGGCUGGAAAGCGACAUCCAAGUGGACGUUCCCCCUGUCGGGUGCCUUCUGGUUGCUUGCGCUGUUCCGCGCCGAGGUCUCGGGCGUCCGACAACUGCGCCCCGACGACAGCCCUGCCUUGUUCGAUCUUCAGAACCAUAUCGACGAGCAGGAGGACUUCGCCGCGCUCCGCGACCUGGCCACUGGCAAGACGUCUUGGGAGGAGUACUCCAAGGGAGAAAUGGUUUCCUCGAACGCCCUUGUGGAGCUACUCAACGUCCUCGUCUCCGAGACCGACAUCUUGUGCACCACCCCGGCCAUGACCGAUAACCACGACGCCUACUUGGGGUGGAAGACGUCCCAGGCCCGUGCUGUUGUGGUGGACGAGGCCGCCUGCAUCCACCGGGCCGAUCUCUACUGCGUCUGGGGAAACACGUUGCUGCCCUGCGUCCUCGGCGGUGACCCAAGACAACUGCGGCCAGUGGUCAUGACUGGGCAGGAGCAGGACGCCGAGGGCAACCUCCUACACCGUUUCGUGGAGGAUGGCAAGAUCUCGCCCCUGGAGGCCCUCCAGGCGUCCGGCAUCCCCGUCUACCGCCUCUUGACGCAGCUCCGCAUGGCAGAGGGCAUGUACGACUGGCUUUCCGAGCUCAUCUACCCAGACACCCCCUUCGAGUACGCCCCGAGCUGCCGCGUCGACCAGCCGCAGUUCGCCCUCGGCCGCGCUCUUGAGGAGUAUGUGCAGGCCAGGUAUCCCGAGGUCAAGCCGGCGCCCAAGGACAGGCUGCUCCCGAUCUUUCUCCACUGCGAGGGCUCCCGGGUGUUCGUCGACGAGCUCACUAAGUCGAAGCGGAGCCCCGACCAGGUCAGGAUUGCGCUGGACUUCCUCGCCGACUUCGUCAAGACCAAGCGGGCAGACCCGGCCCGCCUGGCUCUCAUCGCGCCGUACACAGGCAAUGUCGACCUCAUCCGCCGGAUGCGCAGGAGACCCGAGUACUCCGCCCUUGCCACGAUGCAGCCGGCGUCGACGGUGGAAUCGUUCCACGGCCGGGAAGGCGACAUUGCCGUGGUCAUAAUGGGCACCGCGUACCCAAGGCCAGGUCCGGGGUUCACCUCGGAUGAGAACCGUCUGACGAAAUGCGGGCUCCUGGUUGUGGGCGACAUCAAUGUAACGGGGCCCUUCGAGGAGGGGGUCAGUCGUAAGGGCAAGGGCGGCAAGGGAGGCAAGGUCCAGGAAAAGUUCAUGGUCGAGGGGGCUAACGGAGAGAGGUACUUGACCAAGGCCACGGUCAUGCGCAACCUGUACACCAAGUGGUACAAGCUUGGACGUGUUAUCCGCGUCACCGUACCGCCGAAUGCUGCCUCUUAA
Messenger RNA from Diaporthe batatas, 3210 nucleotides. RefSeq lists its product as uncharacterized. The transcript has 7 exons. The record is from RefSeq and is a predicted model, not a curated record. Gene Ontology annotation, molecular function: 5'-3' DNA helicase activity. Lineage: Eukaryota; Fungi; Ascomycota; Sordariomycetes; Diaporthales; Diaporthaceae. The coding region runs from base 1 to 3210 and encodes 1069 amino acids.